AUUGAAACCGUGUAAAAAAAUCCGUUUCGGUUUGAUCGGUUGGAAACAAGUGAACCGGAAAUUCGAACCGCCAGUUCGAAACCGGUUGGGCAAGUCUAUUCCACUGCGCUACCGUGCUCCGUCACCUUCGACUCCUUCGUCCUUCCUUCGUCGAGGUUCCUGCGCCCUUUUGCACACAGUAAGAGGAAAUGCUGAGAGCAUACCUUUGGAAGACUUGUGCUCAGCAAUGCAACACGGGUGCAGCUUUGUCCCAGUUCAAUAUGUUGAGAAGAAUGCAUAGUAGAAACAAGAAGGCAAUGGAGUUCAUAGCCAAAGGGUACAGUGCCGUGAAGGAAGUUGAUAGAGUUAUAGAUUAUUGUGAACUCAAUGACAAGCGGCUAAUCCCUUUAUUAAGGACAGCUAAGGAGCAGUUUGAGCUAGCACUAGAAGCUGACAACUCAAAUACUCAUGCUAGAUAUUGGUUAGCCAAACUGCAUUUCAAAUACCAUGUCCCAGGUGCAAAUAAAGCUGUAGGUGCUGCAUUGCUGGUAGAAGCUGCUGACAUGGGCAAUCCAGAUGCACAAUAUGAGCUUGGCCGCCGCCUAAGAAUCGAUAAUAAAUACGUGGAAUCUGAUCAACAAGCUUUUCGCUAUCUUGAAAAGGCAGCGGAGCAGUUACAUCCUGAUGCUCUCUACCUCCUUGGGGCUGUGUAUUUGACUGGGGACUGUGUGAAGCAAGAUAUUUCCUCUGCCAUAUGGUGCUUCCAUAGAGCAUCUGAGAAGGGUCAUGCAGGUGCUGCUAUUGCCUAUGGAUCUCUUCUUCUUAGAGGUGUUGAAGUUCCUGAAUCAGUAACCAAAUUCAAUUUAAAGAAAGGAGGAGUGCGAAACAGAAGAUCAAGGGACAAUGUGGAAUCUAAUCCAGCGGAGUUGGCAAGAGCACAAUUUGAAAUUGCUGCAAAUGCAGGGUGUGACCUAGGAUUGAGAUGGUUAGAGCGGCUCGAAGAGGAAGAGAAAAACCUCUUGGGCUCUUAAUAUAUUUACGUGAAAGUAUAGACUGGAGCUCUCAACACCAGUCAGAUUAUCGUGUGAUUGUGCAAGGGUAGAUGGCCAUCCAGCCUGCCAACCGACGAUUAGGUGAGACGUAGUUUGUUGUUACAAAGAUUUAGAUUGCACUAGCUUCUCAAUAUAAAAUUCUUAUAAUCGGGGAUUUAGGUUUAGUCCAUUUGAGUUUUAUAGUUUGCUUACAAAUAUUUCACUUGAAAUUAAUAUGCUUAGCAAAUGUUUCUCAUAAUCUUAUUGAAACAGGAGAAGCAUGAUCAUUGAGGUACAAUUGCAGAACCCUCUUUUCUUUUUAGGCAAACCUAUUUCUAUAUUGGUGUUGUGUUUAUUUAGUUCUAGAAAAUGCAUUUUCUUUUCAUCACACAGGCUGAAUACAUGUCUUCAGUUGUGGUUACAUUUACAUGUAAUAAAAACUAGAAUUAUUUUUACCUACACUAGUGCAUAUGCUUCUUUUAUUUU
Messenger RNA from Andrographis paniculata, 1496 nucleotides. RefSeq lists its product as uncharacterized. NCBI's taxonomy places the organism in Eukaryota, Viridiplantae, Streptophyta, Magnoliopsida, Lamiales, Acanthaceae. The coding region runs from base 189 to 1010 and encodes 273 amino acids. The record is from RefSeq and is a predicted model, not a curated record. The transcript has 9 exons. Gene Ontology annotation, molecular function: protein binding.